AUGGCACGUUUCGCGUCAAGCUCGUCGCCCAAUCCGUCCGUUCCCGUCGACGAAGACCGGGCGGGGCAAUGUGACGGCGGCGAUGAGGAUUACGGGGGGAUCUGUGCGGAGGGCGGAGCGGAGAUGUUGGCGGAGGAAGGGAGAGCUGGCGGAGAGGGUUCGGGGACUGAGGGAGCGCGGGACAGCAGCGGCAACAGCAGCAACGGCAGCAGCCAUGGGAGCUCGGCGGACGACGACAGAGGGCUGCGCGGCCUCUUGCGCCAUUGCCGCCCGCGGAGCAGGCGCGCAAGCAACACGCGCGCCGACGAGAGCAUUGCCAGUGGCGCGGAGGGCGGAGAGGGGAAGGCGACCGCGGCGGGGGCUCCGCUGAAGCGCAGCUUGACAGCAGAUGCGACGGGGAAGAGCAUGGCGCGGGUUGCGUUCAACAGUUCGACGGCGGAGAGUUUGGCGCGGUCGGCGAGCGAUGUGCUGCAGGACGUGGCGAUGGACGAGAUGGACAGAGAGGUGCUGCAAGAGGCGUUUGCGCGCGUGGUGGCGCUGCAGCAGCGCGUGCAGCACUACCGCGACCUGGGCGGGUUCAUGGUGCUCAUGGCGCUCUUCAUCACCAUCCUCUACCUCCAGGCCGACUCCUCCCGCAGCUACGAAAUCACCGCCGCGCACGCAGUGCUCUUCCCCCCCGGCAUGCAGCAGGACGCCUCCAACACCUUCGCUGGUCCGGAUGACUUCUACAGUUGGCUCAACACCAGCAUCGUGCAGAGUCUGUGGAUGGACCCCACCUGUGGCGACGGCUCGUGUCACCGCCCCUUCCAGUUCCCCGCGUUUGGCCGCUUUGGUUGUGAGGCGGACUGUGGCACGUUCCCCAACCUCACCUCAGUGGUUGUCAGUUUCUCCUCUCACCUCGACAUGCAUCAGGCUGAGGACGAGUCUUCUUGGAACCUCUGCAUGGUCAACCCGGUCUCCCUCUGCUGGUACGAGUCAUUCCAGCCAUUCCCGCGCGGUGAUGCGGAGGUGUCAGUGGCGGUGGACAUUCCGGACGGCGACUGGGUGGUGGUGCUCAACGCGCCCGCGGGGGGCAUCCGCGGCACCGUGCACGCGCCCCCUCCCGGCACGCGCCGCUUCUCCGUCGUCGGCGCCGCCUCCACCAUUGAGCUCGCCGCGUGGGGCUACUGUACGCACGACGAUGACGUGGAUGCAGCCAAUCAGGCGCAGCCCAGUGGCGGCGCUGCUGGUUCUGCACCUGAUAUCUGUCGUGAUACAUGUGAGAGGCUGGUGGCCUGCCUGCCAGCAACCUGUGGGCGAGCAUUCACGGAGAGGGAGGUGGCAGGGGCGUUCGUGGACUGUGCGCGCAUGUGCAUCGUUGCACCCUCCUCCAUCACUACCUAUGCCAACUCUUCCUGUCCCAUGGUGAGCUUCCUGCCCCAUGGUGCGCUCCAUGCCCCAUGGUGCGCUCCAUGCCCCAUGGUGCGCUCCAUGCCCCAUGGUGCGCUCCAUGCCCCAUGGUGCGCUCCAUGCCCCCUGGUGCGCUCCAUGCCCCAUGGUGCGCUCCCUGCCCCAUGCUGCGCCCCUUGCCCCAAGGUGCGUUCCUUGCCCCAUGGGCUCUUCUCGUUCUCACUGUCCGUCAUCCCAGGCCAGGGCUCUUCUCGUUCUCACAUGCUCCCUCGCUCCCCUAUCCGCUGCCGCCUGCAGUCUGACAUCGCAACACUCUUCUCCAAAACCCCCUGCAACGUUUCAGCAGUCAACGCCACGGCUCACAUCUCUCACCUCGCCCGCCGCAAGGUGCUCCCACCCCCAUCGCUUGCUGCCCGCCCUUUGCUUGCUAUUCCUUGUGGCCUCCUGCUCCUCUUUUCCUCAUGCUCCCUUCACCGACUCACAGCGCUGCAGGUGGCGGUGUCGCGAGCACUCUUCACCAUGGCCAAGGACCGCUGCCUGGCCGGCCGUGCUCCGGGAGCAGAGGCGAGGCAAGUGGCAGGAGAGAGCAAGCACACGCUGAAGGGGCCGGGCAGCGUGAGGUGGCGGAUAGUGGCAUGCCUGUGCACGAUGCUGGGGGGCCCUGCCACAACUUUAGAUGAGUGCCGAUUCACGGAUGAAGCAGGGGAGAAAGUGGUGGUAGACGGUGACAUGUACGCGUACCUGCAGCGCACGCAUGUGAGCGGCGGGCGUGUCAUCUCAGCGCAGCACAUGCGGCGCUUCGUGCAAACCAUGGUGGCGGCUCUGCGGUCCGUGACGCCCAUGGCGGACGCGGCUGCUGCUCGUCUUUACACGCUCAUGCACUCCUUCGACGAUGCCAUCGUCACCUCCGACACUGUCGGCUGCUCGCAAGGCGGAGCGUGGCUGCCGUGGCGGGCGGGUGUGAAGCACAACACGACCAUCCAUGUGGGUGACAAGGUCACCUGGGUGUGGGAUGACGACCUCCCACACUCACUCCGAGUGUCCGGGAUGGGUGACGCAGACGAACCGCUGUUUUUCGGAUUCGGAGGGAACCGCUUCACCGUGUCACGGCAGAUGGCAUGCACUUUCAUGAAUGUGGGCGCUGGCGACAGGAGCGACGACCCCGUGCCGUGCGUGCUAAGGAUGGAUGACGAGCCUCCCGGUUCCUUUGCGUACAGCAAGGUGUUUGCAGAGCCCAUCACCAUCCACUACCAGGACGGCUCCCUGUCAGGCACCACUGCCGAAUUCCUCUCUUCCUCCGCCUCCUCCUCCUCCUCCUCCUCCACCCCCACCCCCACCUCCAUGUCCACCAGUAUUCUCACAGUGCUGCCUGCCAGGGCUGCGGUGGAUGCUGCUGGUUUUGUCAAUGCCACCACCGCUGCCCCCACCAACACCACCACAGCCCCCCCUGUAGCCGUGGCAGCGCACGAGUGCUCGCCGGGGUGCCGGCUGCAGCGGCUGGCGAACGGGGUGUGCGAUGCGGCGUGCAACACGCCCGCGUGCGCCUUUGACGGCGGCGACUGCGCGUGUGUCGACCCGCUCUUCGGCCCCGGCAUCUGCGCCUGCCCGCCCGGCCACACCCGCCGCGACGAUGGCUCAUGCUGUCUAUCCACGGCGGUGGGCGCCAAUCUCAACUUCCCCUUCUCACUGCAGCGCUACGGCCCCAACUACACGGAGAGCAACUUCGCCUUUGCGGCAGAGAGGGGUUUUGCUGCCAACCGUUAUGUGUCACACCGCAACCGUCUGCUGAUCGGCAUGGUGCUGCAUCAGGAGCGGUGGGGCACGCAGCAGUGCAGCGGACCUGGGCUGCUGCACCUGGCGGGGUGGUGCAGCAACGGCACGUCCAGGGAGUCGUUUGGAGUGAACCCGCACUUCCUGCCCACAUCGGCCAUCUACGACAGCGCUGCCAGCGCCAACAUGAGCCAGCUCGACAACAGCAACUUUGGCUUCCAACUGCUCUUCAAUCCCCAGGGCCUCCCCUACGGCUUCAUCUACCCCAUGGAGUCACUAACCACCUACCCUUUGGUGUUUGACAUUAAUCUCGAUAAUGAAGCGGCCACAAGGCGCCUACAGUACCUUGUGGAUGGCAGCUACAUUGACAAUGGCACGCGCAGCGUCGACAUCAACUUCAUCACCUUCAACGGCGAGACGCUCACGUUCGUGCUGACAACUGUGAGGUGCACAAUGAAUGCUGGAGGCAGCAUGACUGUAUCGAUCAAGUCCCAGCCGGCAGCCAUGGCGAUGUACGAUGCAUCGGCCGACAACAUCGCACGGCUGGUGCUGGAGGUGGUGUAUCUGGUGGGGCUGCUCUGGAAUGUGUGUGGCGAGCUGCAGGAGAUGGCCGACUGCGCUGCCAGGGAUGGCUCUGUGCUCAGCUAUUUUGGGCAAGCAUGGAACUGGGUCGACAUGCUCUCUCUCUCGCUGCAAGCCAUCGCCGUCGGCCUUUGGGUGGUGCUGUGGCGGUACGUGGAAGCAUUUGACAUGCAGCCACGCUACGACAUCUACUACACGCUGCUCGAGAUGCCACGCUACUGGGCCGUGCCCAACCCGCCCACGGGCUUCAUCAGCGCCACUCAGGCCUUCGCUGAUCUGCGCAACAUCAUCAACCUCCGCGCCGUCUACUUCGCCCUCCAGGGCAUCAAUGUUUUCUUCAUGAUGACACGCCUGCUCAAAGUCAUGGACUUCCAGCCGUACCUUGGAGUCAUCACUCGCUCUCUUGCCCUCGCCACGCCCUCGCUGCUGCACUUCUUCCUGCUCUCCUUUACGGUCUUCUUCUGCUUCAGCAUGUAUGCCUACCUCGUCUUUGGAGGCGCAAUGGAGCUGUUCUCCACAGUACUCAACUCCAUGUUCUCGUGCUUCCUGCUACUGCUCAAUGACAACGGGUCGGCCUACUUCUUGCAGCGCCUGGAGUCGUGGGACCUGAUCGCUGCGAUGCUCUUCUUCUUCAUGUUCAUUGUCUUCAUGGUCUUCAUCCUCCUCAACUUCCUCAUCGCCAUUAUCGUCGAUGCCUUCAUGGAUGUCAAGGAUAGCAACAUUGUCGCCACCUCUAUAGCCACUGACCUCGCUCACAUCAUCAAGUACAAGUGGAACUGCUGGCGCGGCCGCUACUUGCCGUACCGCAUCAUUCUCGACCGCCUUGUGGAGUUGGGCGCCAGGGACACCCGCGUGAAGGAGGCGGACCCUCGGAUGCAGCGCGUCAAGUCCAUCCAACGGCGGGUAGGCUCUGUGAUCGGGGGGAAGCUUGGCAGCGGCCACAAGGCGUCACCCUUCGCCCGGUCAGACAACCACCCCGCCUUCCCGCCCGCCGCCAGCGAGUCCCGGGCGCGGCGGCAGCACGUGCUGACAGUGAGGGAGAAGCGCAUCGACGCCAUCUCACUCGCCAUGAUCCUGCAGCGCCGCCAGGAGAACGAGUCAGCCUUCCAAUCCUCCUUCCGCCCCCCCCGCCGUUCCCUCCCUCCACGGUCCACCUUCUCCCCCGUCACCACUCCCCUUUCCCCCGCUCUUCCUCAGGCAAAGAGGAUCCGCCAAUCCGCACCUGCCACGUCAUCCAAGGCGGCGCUUUGCUUCUCCCCAUCCACGUGUGAGAGUGGAGGCAUCUGGGGGGCUGCCCCCUGGACUGCAGACGAGGAGCAGCUGGAGCAGCUGUCGCAGGCGGUGGUGCUGCAGUGCGGCGAGGUGGUGAAGCAGGCCGCCCUGCCCGUCAAGAAGCCCGUUCAGAAGCUCAGCCUCGCUCACAUCAAGGUGGGAAAGGAAGGCGCAUGCCAUGCAUGGGGUGAGCAGGAGGAGGUGGUGCGGUGCCAGCAGGCAGUGGAGGAGCUGAGGGGCAUGAUGGUAGAUAUGCAGAGCGACAUGCGUGUUCCGUGUCCCAUGUGUCCCGGUGUGUGCGAGCAGGAGGAGGUGGUGCGUGGCCACGAGACAGCGGAGGAGCUGAGGGGCAUGAUAGCGGACCUGCAGAGCGACAUGCGCUCCAUGAUGGCCCUGCUCGACCGCGCCCUCCCCUCCUUGCGCGCUCAGCCUCAGCUCCCCACUCCCCCCUCGGGAUCACCCCUGCCGGGGCAGCGGCCGCUGGUGCAGCCGUGCUUGCAAGUGUCACAAGUGGAAGAGGAGGGUGAGGGGCUGGGAGCGGUGGAGGCAAGUGAGAUGGGUGUGGGGGAAAGAGCCGUGGUGGAUGAGGGUGUGAGAAGCGGUUCUGGCCGGUUGAGUGGGAGAGUGGGCAGCAGCCGAUCCCCAUCGUCGAGACAAGUGUUGGGGAGACGGGUAGUGUUCCAAGACGAGGCAGUGGACGGCGGUGAGGGUGGUGCGAGCACGGAGGAUUCAUGGCAACAGCCGUUGAUAGUAAACCAAAGAGACGUUAAAGCAUUGCACAUGGUCUGGCUGGAACCUCAGGAGGACCGACCGAUGUACCUGCACCCGAGCCUAACAACAGGGCGCCUCCAGAGGCGGGAUGGUGAUCCCAUGUGGCUGGACCAUCGUGCCGCCGUGUCACCAGUUGUGCUAACCGGGAUGGUGGACAACAACGUCAAGACGCACAACUUAGAUUUCCUCGAUAUCGACGGCAGGUUCACGCCGCAAAAUCCGGAGCCCUUGUCACGUCUUGCGUCAAGCAAUUCGCUCAAUCCGUCCAUCCCCGUCGACCAAGACGAGGAGGGGCAAGGAUAUUGCGGGGAUGAGGCUUGCGUGGAGAUCCGCGCGGAGGGCGGAGCGGAGAGGUUGGCGGAGGAAGGGAGAGCUGGCGGAGAGUUCGCGGGGAGUGAGGGAGCGCGGGACAGCAGCGGCAACAGCAGCGGCAGCAGUCACGAGAGCGCGGCGGAUGACGAGAGGGGCAGGCGCGCAAGCAACACGAGCGCCGACUGCGGGAGUGGAACGGAUGGCGCGGAGGGCGGGGAGGGCGGAGAGGGGAAGGCGACCGCGGCGGGGGGUUCGCUGAAGCGCAGCUUGACGGAGGAUGCGACGGGGGAGACCAUGACGCGGAGCAUGGGCGCGGCAGGGUCGUUGAAGGGCCUCACAGGGGGGGCGAGCUUGUCGCGGUCGGCGAGAGACGUUCUGCAGGACGCGGAGAUGGACGAGAUGGAUGGAGAGGUGCUGCAAGGUGUGGCCUGGUUCAGAGCGGUGCUUCACUGCUGGGGCUGCGGGUUUGACACGCGCCCCCCGCGUCCACGCCUCUUCUCGCGUUUCUCUGCCGCACCGCCUCGCGCUCCGCGCCAUGCGCGCCGUUCGCCGUUGCCUCGCCGCUGCUCUCAGUCACCUCAAUUCCUCAAGACCCCCUUUCCCACUACCACCGCCCCACCCCACCCUCUCCCCCUCUUUCCCCACCUCCCCCCCUCCCCCCCCCCCCCCCCCCCUCUCCCGGUUGCGCGCGUGGCAGAGGCAUUCGUGCGCGUGGUGGCGCUGCAGCAGCGCGUGCAGCACUACCGCCACCUGGGCGGGUUCGUGGUGCUCAUGGCGCUCUUCAUCACCAUCCUCUACCUCCAGGCCGACUCCUCCCGCAGCUACGAAAUCACCGCCGCGCAUGCUGUGCUCUUCCCCCCCGUACGCUUCUCACCAACUUCCGCUCCUCCUCUCAUCCAUGUUCUGUCCCAUAUGCUUCCCACAACCCCCACCCCCCCAAGCCCCCUCCGCAGUUUAACCGCCGGAACAAUCCCCACUUCUCCACCGCGCAUGAGUUCUUGUGUGCAUCACCGCCGUGCCAUUGCCUACCACCUUUGCCGCCUCUCCACUCACUCGCCCCUUCCUCACCAUUCGCCCGGCUUGUGUCCCUCCUCGCCCCAAGAGCAGGGCAUGCGUCAGGACGCCUCCAACACAUUCAACGGACCAGAUGACUUCUACAGUUGGCUCAACACCAGCAUCGUGCAGCCUGGUCCGCCCAACUAUGGGGGCACCACAGCUCUCUCUUGCCCACAUCAACGCCCGCAGGUUUGUCGGAUUGUCCGCUCCUCCCUGUCGCUCCCCUCCUCCCUGUCGCUCCCCUCCUCCCUGUCGCUCCCCUCCUCCCUGUCGCUCCCCUCCUCCCUGUCGCUCCCCUCCUCCCUGUCGCUCCCCUCCUCACUGUCGCUCCCCUCCUCACUGCCGCUCCCCUCCCCCCGACCAUCCCGGCAGAGUCUUUGGACAGACCCCUCGUGUGGCACAGGCGAGUGCGAGCGCCCCUUCCAAUUCCCCGCGUUCGGUCGCUUUGGCUGUGAGGCGGACUGUGGCAAGUUCCCCAACCUUACCUCCAUUUUCAUCCGCCUCUCCUCUCAGCUCGACACACAGCAGGCUGCUGAUGAAUCUUCCUGGAACCUCUGCAUGGUCAACCCGGUCUCCCUCUGCUGGUACGAAACAUUCCAGCCGUUUCCUCUCGGCACGGCAGACGUGACAAUAGAUGUGGACAUUCCGGACGGCGACUGGGUGGUGGUGCUCAACGCGCCCGCGGGGGGCAUCCGCGGCACCGUGCACGCGCCCCCUCCCGGCACGCGCCGCUUCUCCGUCGUUGGCGCCGCCUCCUCCAUUGAGCUCGCCGCCUGGGGCUACUGUGAGCAUGAUGAUGACGUGGACGCAGCCAAUCAGACGCAGCCAGGUGGCGGCGUCAGUGGUUCUCCGCCUGACGUCUGCCGUGAUACAUGUGCAAGGCUGGCGCUCUGCCUGCCUGCAACCUGUGGGCGAGCAUUCACGGAGAGGGAGGUGGCAGGGGCGUUCGUGGACUGUGCGCGCAUGUGCAUCAUUGCACCCUCCUCCAUCACCACCUAUGCCAACUCUUCCUGUCCCAUGGUGCGCUUCCUGCCCCAUGAGAAACCUGCCGUGCUGCAUACAGCCACCUGCUCUGCCGCACCGGGCUACGUCACCCCUGCCCCCAUGGCCUUUCUCCUUGCUGCCCUCCUUUCUCUUCAUCUGCUCACUUCAGCCCUGUUCCUCUCUCCUGCCACACAACUCCCCCUCCGACGUCCCUCCAACGCCCCUCCCCUCCGCAUAUUCUCUCCAGCCAGGGAUCGCAUCGUUGUUUGUCAACACGCCAUGCAACGUCUCAGCAGCCGCCGCAAGGUGAGUGUCUUCCCACUUCUUGCCACCCCCUACGUGUGGUUCCCUUGUUGUCCCUCUCUCUGUGUGUUGUUUCCUCUUUGCAAAUGCGGAUCCCGACUGCUCGCCGUUACUCUCCCCUCCUCGCUUCUGUGCUUGCACCUCCAGUUGCACCUCCAGUUACCUCUCUUUCCUCUCCCCCACUCCCCCAAUCCGUGGUGCAUGGCUGGUUGCUCUCAGGCGCUCCACCGCUUCCGCCACUUUCACAGCUAUGGCCAUGGGCCUGCCUCUUCUGCCUCUGCCCCCACCAAGGCCUUCUCCUCCCUGCCCACUGGACGACUGACAGUGCUGCAGGUGGCGGUGUCGCGAGCCCUCUUCACCAUGGCCAAGGACAGGUGCCUGGCCGGCCACGGGCCGGGCUCCAAGCGAUCCCACACGCUGGGAGGGCCGGGCAGCGUGCGCUGGCAUGUGGUGGCCACCCUGUGCACCAUUCUGGGGGGGCCUGUGACGACCAUGGAUGAGUGCCGCAUGUAUGGUGCGGACGGGAAGCAGGUGAUGACGCUGGCAGACAUGUUUGCUUACCUCAAGUUCCGCCAUACCGGGCAUGUGAUCUCGGCGCAGCACAUGGUGCGGUGGGUGCAGACGGUGGCAGCGGCUGUGAGCUCAGUCACGCCCGUGCCGGAUGUGGCAGCGGCGCGCCUCAACACGCUCUUGCACUCCUUUAAUGAUGCUGUCGUCUCCUCCGAUGCUGUCGGCUGCUCUCAAGGCGGAGCGUGGCUGCAGUGGCGCGCGGGAGUGACGCACAACACGACCAUCCAUGUGGGCGACAAGGUCACCUGGGUGUGGGAUGACGACCUCCCACACUCCCUCAAAGAGAUAGACGAUGGGUCCGGUGUCUCCUUUGCGUACAGCAAGGUGUUUGAGGAGCCAAUCACCAUUCACUAUGAGGACGGCACUCUCUCCCUCGACGACUCCUCUUCCUCCUCCUCCUCGCCUUCUACCUCGUCUGCGUCUCUUCUCACUGUGCUGCCUGCACGAGCAGGAGCUGAGGUUGCUGGUGUUGCGAAUGCCACUGACACCAGCACACUCUCUAGCACUGCACGCGUCACCUCCACCAACACCACCACACCCUCCGCCUCCUCCUCCUCAGCAGCCUACGAGUGCUCGCCGAGGUGCCGACUGCAGCGGCUGGCGAACGGGGUGUGCGAUGCGGCGUGCAACACGCCCGCGUGCGCCUUUGACGGUGGCGACUGCGCGUGUGUCGACCCGCUCUUCGGCCCCGGCAUCUGCGCCUGCCCGCCCGGCCACACCCGCCGCGACGACGGCUCCUGUUGUCUGUCCACGGCGGUGGGAAGGGAUCUCAACUUCCCCUUCUCACUGCAGCGCUACGGCCCCAACUACACCGAGAGCAACUUAGCCUUUGCGGCUGAGAGGAGCAUUGCUGCCACACGCUACGUGUCACGCCGCAAUCGUCUGCUGGUCGGCAUGGUGCUGCAACAGGAGCGGCUGGGCACGCAGCAGUGCAGCGGACCGGGGCUGCUGCACCUGGCGGGGUGGUGCAGCAACGGCACGUCCACGGAGCCGUUUGGAGUGAACCCGCACUUCCUGCCCACGUCGGCCAUCUACGACAGCGCUGCCAGCGCCAACAUCACCCAGCUCGACAACAACACCUUCGGCUUCAAACUCAAGUUCAACCCGCAGGGCCUCCCCUACGGCUUCAUCUAUCCCACGGAGUCGCUGACCUCCUACCCUUUGGUGUUUGACAUUAAUCUUGAUAACGAAGCGGCCACAAGGCGUCUACAGUACCUGGUGGAUGGCAGCUACAUUGACAAUGGCACGCGCAGCAUUGACGUCAGCUUCAUCACCUUCAACGGCGAGACGCUCACGUUCGUGCUGACCACAGUGACCUGCACGCUGGACGCGGGCGGCAGCAUGGCAGUGAGCUUCAAGUCGCAGCCGGCAGCAAUGGCGAUGUACGAUGCAUCGGCGGACAACAUCGCACGGCUGGUGCUGGAGAUGGUGUAUCUUGUGGGGCUGCUCUGGAAUGUGGUGGUGCUGUGGCGGUACGUGGAAGCAUUUGACAUGCAGCCACGCUACGACAUCUACUACACGCUGCUCGAGAUGCCGCGCUACUGGGCCGUGCCCAACCCGCCCACGGGCUUCAUCAGCGCCACUCAGGCCUUCGCUGAUCUGCGCAACAUCAUCAACCUCCGCGCCGUCUACUUCGCCCUCCAAGGCAUCAAUGUCUUUUUUAUGAUGAUUCGUCUACUCAAGGUGAUGGACUUCCAGCCUUACCUCGGGGUCAUCACGCGCUCGCUCGCCCUCGCCACGCCCUCGCUGCUGCACUUCUUCCUGCUCUCCUUUACCGUCUUCUUCUGCUUCAGCAUGUACGGCUACCUCGUCUUCGGAGGCGCGCUCGAGCUGCAAACCUCCACAACACUCCCUCUCCCGCCUAUCCGUUUCCACCCUGUGCAGUUCUCCACAGUAUCGGAGUCUAUGUUCUCGUUGUUCCUGCUUCUCAUCAACGACAAUGGGUCGGCCUACUUCUUGCAGCGCCUCGAGUCAUGGAACCUCAUAGCCGCGAUGCUCUUCUUUCUCAUGUUCAUCGUGUUCAUGGUCUUCAUCCUCCUCAACUUCCUCAUCGCCAUCAUUGUUGAUGCCUUCAUGGAUGUCAAGGACAGCGACACCGUCGCCACCUCUAUAGCCGCUGACCUUGCUCACAUCAUCAAGUACAAGUGGAACUGCUGGCGCGGCCGCUACCUGCCGUACUGUGUCAUUCUCGACCGCCUUGUGGACUUAGGUGCCAAGGACACUAGAAUAAAAGACGAGAACCCUCGGAUACGCCGCUUCAAGGACAUCCAACGGCGGGUAGCCUCUAUGCUCUCGGGCAAGCGAGGCAGCGGCGACAAGCCGACGCCUUUUGCCCGGUCAGGCAACCACCCCGCCUUCCCGUCCGCCGUCAGCGACUCUCGGGUGCGGCGGCAGCACGUGCUGACAGUGAGGGAGAAGCGCAUCGACGCCAUCUCGCUCGCCAUGAUCCUGCAGCGUCGCCAGGACAGGGCGGCCAAGAAAGCCCGCCAAUCUGCUGCUGCCAUGUCAUCAAGUACGCCUCGCUUCUCCCCGUCCCGGUGUGAGAGUGGCACGCAGUGGGGGGCUGCCCCCUGGACCGCAGACGAGGAGCAGCUGGAGCAGCUAUCGCAGGCGGUGGUGCUGCAGUGCGGCGAGGUGAUGAAGCAGUCCGCCCUGCCCGUCAAGAAGCCCGUGCAGAAGCUCAGCCUUGCCCACGUGCAGGAGAAGGUGGUCCAAGUGCAGGAGGAUGUGAUGCGCAGCCACGAGACAGCGGAGGAGCUGAGGGGCAUGAUAGCGGACCUGCAGAGCGACAUGCGCUCCAUGAUGGCCCUGCUCGACCGCGCCCUCCCCUCCUUGCGCGCUCAGGCUCCGCUCCCCACUCCCUCCUCGGGACCACCGCUGCCAGGGUCGCGGUGGCCGGUGCAGCCAUGCCUGAAAGUGCCGCAAGGGGAAGAGGAGGGCGCGGGGCCGGGUGGGGAGGCGGGUGGGAUGGGCGUGGGGAAAGGAGCAGCGGCGGAUGCGGGUGUGCGAAGCGGUUCUGGCCGGUCGAAUGUGAGAGUGGGCUGCUUCCCAUCGCCAUCGUCGAGACGAGCGUCGCGGCGGGUUGUGUUUCAAGAUGAGGUGGAGGAGGGCGGUGAGGGUGGUGCAAGCGCGGAGGAGUCAUGGCAACAGCCGUUGAUCGAAAACUAA
Molecule: messenger RNA, 12177 nt
Organism: Closterium sp. NIES-65
Lineage: Eukaryota; Viridiplantae; Streptophyta; Zygnematophyceae; Desmidiales; Closteriaceae
Source: the annotation of a GenBank genome assembly